Molecule: messenger RNA, 7208 nt
Organism: Heterocephalus glaber (naked mole-rat)
Lineage: Eukaryota; Metazoa; Chordata; Mammalia; Rodentia; Bathyergidae
Gene: Fam199x
Product: family with sequence similarity 199, X-linked
Source: RefSeq, a predicted model, not a curated record
AGUCGCAAGCAGUGAGCGCAGUGGGUGGGGCCCGCCGGUGCGGGUGGCGGCGCUGCGCUGACUGGCUGGGCCGGGCGGCUGCGGCGUAGGCUGCAGAGGCCAGUGAGGCGUGGACUCGGUGACCGGCGGGCCGCUGUGCCCUCGAGCAGCUUCUUCGAACGACCCUGCACUCCCUGCCUGCAGUCCCUGGGCAACAGUGGGCCGUGACUCUUAGGGAGCCAGUAAGCUGCGUCGGGCUCACCUCCUGAGCGGCGGCGCUAUCAUACAGGUUAGAUUGGGCGCAGGGGCGGGUGCGGGAGCAGCCCAAGGCCAGAGAAAGAGCCCGAGUCAGGCCAUCUCCAACUAUGUCCGACGAGGCGUCGGCCACCACUUCCUACGAGAAGUUUCUAACCCCCGAAGAACCUUUCCCACUCCUGGGACCCCCUCGCGGAGUGGGCACCUGUCACAGCGAGGAGCCGGGCUGCCUGGACAUCAGCGAUUUCGGCUGCCAGCUCUCCUCCUGCCAUCGCACCGACCCGCUCCACCGCUUCCAUACCAACAGGUGGAACCUAACUUCUUGUGGAACAAGUGUUGCCAGCUCAGAAUGCAGUGAGGAACUGUUUUCAUCAGUUUCUGUUGGAGAUCAAGAUGAUUGCUAUUCUCUGUUAGACGAUCAAGAAUUCACUUCUUUUGAUUUGUUCCCUGAGGGCAGUGUCUGCAGUGAUGUCUCUUCUUCUAUCAGCACUUACUGGGAUUGGUCAGAUAGUGAGUUCGAAUGGCAGUUGCCAGGCAGUGACAUUGCCAGUGGGAGUGAUGUACUUUCUGAUGUCAUACCAAGUAUACCAAGUUCACCUUGCCUGCUUCCUAAAAAGAAAAACAAGCACCAGAAUUUAGAUGAGCUUCCUUGGAGUGCAAUGACAAAUGAUGAGCAGGUGGAAUAUAUUGAGUAUCUGAGUCGUAAAGUCAGUACUGAGAUGGGUCUUCGGGAGCAACUUGAUAUUAUUAAAAUCAUUGAUCCUUCUGCUCAAAUCUCCCCUACAGACAGUGAGUUUAUUAUUGAACUUAACUGUCUCACAGAUGAAAAACUAAAGCAGGUCAGAAAUUAUAUCAAGGAGCAUAGCCUUCGCCAGCGGCCUGCAAGAGAGGCCUGGAAGAGAAGCAACUUUAGUUGUACAAGCACCAGUGGAGUGAGUGGUGCCAGUGCCAGUGCCAGCAGUAGCAGUGCCAGCAUGGUCAGCUCUGCUAGCAGCAGUGGGUCCAGUGUUGGAAACUCUGCUUCAAACUCCAGUGCCAACAUGAGUCGAGCACACAGUGACAGCAACCUGUCUGCAAGUGCAGCAGAGCGGAUUCGGGAUUCAAAAAAGCGAUCCAAGCAGCGGAAGUUACAGCAGAAAGCCUUCCGCAAGAGGCAGCUGAAGGAACAGAGGCAGGCCCGGAAGGAGAGGCUCAGUGGGCUCUUUCUCAAUGAAGAGGUGCUGUCCUUGAAAGUGACUGAGGAAGACCAUGAAGCAGAUGUGGAUGUUUUGAUGUAAUAAGAAUAAAUUUAUCUCCGUUCUUUCUAAGCAUUAUUCUAUCCUUAUUGGUUUACAUGCAUCUUGACCAAAAUUUUGGUUAGGGCUGUGCUGAUGUACCAUUAAUUAUUUAGGCCAGUGGUUCUCAGAGGACCUGCAACUUCAGCCUCACAUGAAAAAUUGUUAGGAGUGUGCACUCUUGGGACCCACUCUAAACCUAGUGAAUCAGAAACACCAGGGGAGGGACCCAGCAUUUGUAUGUUAACCAGUGUCAGGUUAUUCUGAUGCACAAUCUGGCUUAAGAACUACUAGUUUAAGUAAAUGUUUUGGCUGUUGAAACUUUAUGGUGAUUAAGUGGGCGUUUUAAAAGACUAGUACUUCUACAGUUUAGGAGAUAUUCAAGGUACUGCUGACAUAUAAUUUAUUGUGUCAGUAUGUGUGUGUGUGUGUGUAGAGAUCAUAAUUCAGUUCUCUUCUUAAUGUUACAGUUUCUUAGUUUGCUUUUUCUAAAGGGCCAUAGAAUAAUUCUCACCUGGUAGAAAUCUUUCUUGAGGUAGAGAUUAGGGUUAUAUGUGUGCAAGGUAUGGAUUGCUAUUUACAAUAGUGCCUUCAUUAGGUUUAGUUCUGUUUUCAUUCAUUAUUAAUUCUGUGGUAUAAGAACAGGUAAUAAUCUUUUUUCAGUUCGAUUUUUUAAAAUUUAUAUAAAAUCACUCCCUUCUGGAAGUGAUGACUACUGAGAAAAUAACAUUAGUAGUUGAUAAAUUUUAGACUUGAUGCUGUGUUGAUUACUAUUCAAAUAGAGGAAUCAUUUAGGCAAAACAAUUCUACUUUUCCAUUUCUUUCUGAAAUUUUAGGCUAUAAAUUAUCUCAAAGACAGAAAAUUUAAAUCUCUCUCCCUCCUUCUCUCCCUCUGUCUCCCUCAUUCUUUUUGAAGAUCAUUUUGUAUCCAACACAGCUUUAAUUUUUAAAUAUUUGGUAUAACAAGUUUAGGGAUGUGAACAGUUUAAUGUUCAAAAUUAACUGAUGACACCCCUUAGCAUUCUGCUAAACUGCUCUGUAAAUUGCUCUAAGAAUACAGAGCAGUGAGAGAUACAGAAGACCUUAGCUGAUGAGUUAUUGAUGAAACUCUGAAUUUAAAUGUGAAAUUGUGGAGUUUCUUUAAAUGUUUUUAGUUUGUUAAUUUAGAAAUAUAGUGAUUCCUUUUCUUCUACCACAUGUCUUUGAACAUUCACAUAGGUUAAAUAAGAUGUAAUUGAUACUACUGACAAUCAAGCUGCUUUCUGACAUUCAUAAUUUUCUUUUUAUUAUGGGAUAACAUUAAGGAGGUACUCAUAGUUCUGUAGAAAGAGUCGUAAUCAAUACUUUUUAAAAUUCUAGAGUCCAGAAGUUACUUUUUAUAAACAUUAGCUUGUUAAAAAUAUUAACAGUUUAAACUUUUAUUUGAUAGAUUUAAAGCUUGCUUACAAUCAAGUAUUUGGAAAUUUUGAUUUCAUUUCAGUUCCUUGAAGGUUUAAGGACUGAAACUGAGGAUAAAAAUACAUUGCAGCUUUGCCGAGGUUUGUGGUAUGAUUGUAACCUUUUGAAGACUAUUAAAUCCAGAAUUUAAAAUUUUACUAAAAUAAAAGCAUAUGUAUUUAUGUUUUUCAGCUGGAGUAGGCUUUUUGACUUUCCUUCUAUCCCCUCCUUGCUACUCCUGGCCAGCUCAGAGGGCUGAAAAGAGUUUGGGAUAGACUCAGAGGAAGUCAGAAAGGAUCAACCCAGUUUUCCCUUUUAAAUAUAGCAAGAAUGAAGGGAGAGAAGAAAAGAUACAUCUGAAUUCUCUACCUACUUUUAGAAAAAGCAAAAUCCUGCAGAAUGACUGCCUCUUCUCUUUAUCUAGUCUUCAGGUAAAAUAGGCCACAUUUGGAGACUGCAGUGUAGCAUUUUUAUCUCUCACAAACGUGGAAACUGUUUACUUGACAGUGAUCACUAAAAGGAAAUCCUAAACAGGAUCAUGAUGUACUGUAAUUUAAAACCAACUCCUCUAUUCUCCCAACAAUCACAUAGUCUUAUUACCUUAGAUUUAACUUAAGUCUCUAUUGAAUAAGUUUACCAAAGUGCCACAAAGCGGAUUUUGAAGUUGGUAAAGGUUCUGUCAUUCAUAGAAGUGCAUCAUGAAAUUUUGUGUAAAUUUGGGGUCCACUAUCUUUAUAGUUCUAUAAAUUAGAGCCAGCCUAUAAAACUGAUUUGGAGGAGAUUAAAAAAUUCUUUUGGUUAAAAGAAUAAAAUCAAACAACUUGGGCUUGCUUAUGCUCUAAGAGAGAGAUUUAAGUCUUUAUCCCUCUAGCAAAGAAACUAGCACAAAAACAAAUAAAAACAUCUUUUUUCUUCUGCUGUGAUUUUUAUGUGUAUUGAUACCUCAUGUAGAUAAUUCAAGUUUAAAUGAUAAUUUUUGGACUAAGUACUAAUUUAUUCAGUCUGAUAUCUCUCUGAGUUCCAUUUGAAACAAAUCCAACUCAGUAUUUUUUCUUCUUAGAUACAAACCCAAAAUUAACCAAUUAAUGAAAAGGCAAGAGUUAUUUGUUCUGUGUUGAUUCCCAUCUGUAUAGAACUAACAUUGGGGCAAAUAAGUCUCUUCUUUAAAACUAAACCUUAUUAACUGAAAUCAUGAUAAAGUCCCCAUAGUUUUAUCUAGAGACCUUUUACUACAGGUCUUUUAAUAGUAUGUCAGUCCCUACCACAGCUUUUAAAAGUAUGAACCUCAAGUUAAACAAACUGGCAUGUAUUUUUCUACAGUUUUGCAACUGAUUAAAGGAAGGCAGUGUACUAUAAUGUGUACUGGGGUGUAUAUAAAGGGCUAGUUUGUUGGAUCUCAACAAGAACUUAAAGUAACAGUAAUACUUUUUUUAAAAAAUGAAACUUGUUAAAUGACAGCCAUUUAGUCCAGUUCAUUUGUCCCUUGGGUAAAUUUGACACUGCUAAAUUAAUCCCAAAACUGACAUAUAAACAGUGACUCUUUAUAGAUUGGGUGGACACCUCAUUUCAUUUAGCUUUUAAAAGUGCUAAAUUCCUUUCUAAAGGAUAAAUUACAAGAAACUAUUAUAUAAAGGUAUCUAGAUUCUGGUGAGCUUUAAUAAUUGUGAAAUUUAUCAGAUACCUUUGUAUUUAAGCCAAAAAUGUUAGUACAUAAACAGUGUAGAAGUUUGGUUUGUUUUGUGUUUUCUAGUAGACUCUUUGUUCAUGGUUUACUCUUUGUAGCCUCAUGUGCCUUAAUGGUGGUGAACUCUGUACUUUUUUUGUGAUUAUCAGGCUUUUCAAAACUCAAAAAUAAUCAUUAUGGUAUAAUUUGUUUUGUAGAAUGCCUAUGGUGUUUGGAUAUAAGUAAACAAAACCAUUAAAUUAAGAGUAAUAGAGUAUAGAUCAAAAGAAAAACCUUCAGACCUUGAAUUUCAUUUGCAUACCAUUGCUUUAAAAAUCUUUUAGCUCCUCAGGCUUCAAGAAGAUGCUUGUUUGGAAUUGAUGGGGGGCUACUUAAAGUCACUUUAUAGCUUGGGAUAUUUGAUAGUAAAAUUUCCAAUUGCAUUAAAUAGUACUGUUGAUGUUGAGUACACUGGCACUCAACAUGUCUAAUUAGAGGUAAAUUUAAUCCUGAAAAGAACUAUUAGGAAAUAUUUGUCUACACAUGUAUUGUUGUAACUUUGGAUUAGUUUUAAGUCAAAUAAGCUAAGAUAAAUUUUAUCUUAAAAAUGAAGAUAUAGUAAAAGUGGGUAAGAACCACCCAAGAGAUAUUUUGAGCUAGGCAUCUCUGUUAGCAUAGGUAUCUGGAACAUAUUCCUUUAGAGUCUUUGUCUUAUUUCUUUGGAAAAUAAUUUACUUAUUUGAAAAAGCAUAAAAGUACCUUCUAACUGGCUAUUAAGAGUAAGGAAGUUGCAUGGUUUAGCUGAAGAUCUGAAUUGACUGAGUAAAAUUUUAUUUUCAUUUUUUAAAUAUUAAAAGUGUUGUAUUUGUUUUCAGCUCCCUCUCUAUCUUUUAAAGUAAGGUUAAAUGACACUUUAAUUUAAUGUUCAUUUCAAACUCAGAAACAUUGGUUGGUCUUCACUGAAUUCAAUAAUACUUUUUCUUUAUUGUCAAGUUCUGUUAAAACUUUGUUGUUAGUGGAGCCUGUGGAAAUGUGUGUUUUUUUUGUGGUGAGGGAUAGGGGUGAAAAAGGGAAAAUUGCUUAAUUAUGCAUAUACAUUUUGUCUAUGUAAAGGAAAUCAUAAAAUUAACCUAUAAAUGACAAGUUAAUGCUUACUAUUCUGAAUUGUUUCAAGAAACAGUGGCCUGUAGCCAUAACUUGUUUUGUAGAGCUGCUUACUCUUACAGAAGUGACCUGUUGGAUUAAAAUUGAGACUUUGGAAUUAGGUUAUCUAGCUGAGGCUUUUAAGAAUGGAGUGAAUAAUGUCUGUUCAUGUAGUGGGUGAAUUUAAUUUCCUGUGUACUUUUAUUUACAUAUAAAUACUAUCCAUUCUAAAUCUUUGUGUUGGAAAUCUAAUAGGACUGUUGUCAAGAGAUACUAACUAUAAACAUGAGUAUAAGUAAAACAUUUCAAAGAUGGUUAAAAAUUUCAAAUCAUAGGUUUUUUGUGUUUGUUUUUAGUUUUAAAGAUUAGUUAUGUAGCAUCAAUAUCAUAACCAAAGCAAGUAGGAAGUUGAGUGGUUUGGAGAAUCUUCAAAUAGUCUUUAAUACUGUAAUAUAUCAGAUCAUUAACCAGGAUUGUUCCUGUAUUCCUGCUAAAUGUAUUACUAUAUUAAUGCACUUUUGUAUAUAUAACUGUCUUCUGUACAUUCUGUACUUAAAGUGUAUAUAAAGCCUGUUUUUCCUGAAUUUGUGAGGGAAUAACAAUAGUUGCAACACAGUUUCUUUGUAUUUUGAGUUCCUUCUUGUACUUGAAAGUAGUUGUUAAAUCUAUGUAUGUAUGGUUGUAAUUAAAACUGGCUAUGUGGCAGAGCUGUCUUUUGAACUGAAUAUCAGAAUGAGAAGUGUCAUUUUAGUUAUUAAGAAUUCUUAUAAUAGCAUCCUUUUUAUUGUUCUUUUGAUGUACCUUGGGUCUCUAUAAACCCUACUGCUGUUUAUUUCUUUAUACUUCUUAAUCAGCUCCUUUCAUACUUCAUCCUAGACCAUUCACCAACAGAGAAAAAUAAACCUCUUUUCUUUUGCUCAGUUUGGUUAAGGCUCCAUAAACUGUUGUGCUUUUUUGUUUGUUUUGCUUUGUUUUGUUUUUUGAGAGCCUCAGUUCCCAUAUGUCAUUGGCAAAACAUUUUUUCUGAAGAGAUAAGAUUUCAAGACAUUUGCAUUCAUAAUAACUCUAAACUAGGCAUUAUUUUUGUUGACAAAAAGAAUUUAUUUCCUUAAGAUUCCUUAAAGACUGCUUUAAAAUCUUUUUAAAUUAUGACUUUAUGAAAGAAAUAUCUGGCAGCUUAAUGGAUACAGGAUCAGUUCAGCUUUUCAGCAGCAACUUUAUCUCUUGCCACCAGAGGGAGGUCUGUGGUUGUUCUCCCCUUUGAGAAAGGUCUUAGCUGCUUUUGUUUUUAAUUUCAGAAGGUGGCAUAGAUCUUUUUCUCAAAAUUCCUUUUGUGGUAUUAAAUACUUUCAUUUAAUAGUCAAAGGUAAGUUAAUUAAGCUUGUUUAAUGAAGCCAGUCUUAUGCUUUUCUGUAUUCUUCAAUUUUUAAUAAAUGUAAGUUAGAUAUUAAGUGAAA